This is a messenger RNA of Drosophila mojavensis, 1170 nucleotides long. RefSeq names its product pupal cuticle protein 20 (gene Cpr65Az). Gene Ontology annotation, cellular component: chitin-based extracellular matrix. Gene Ontology annotation, molecular function: structural constituent of chitin-based larval cuticle. The coding region runs from base 346 to 1014 and encodes 222 amino acids. The transcript has 3 exons. Lineage: Eukaryota; Metazoa; Arthropoda; Insecta; Diptera; Drosophilidae. The record is from RefSeq and is a predicted model, not a curated record.
UAAAAAAAAAAAAAAAAAAUAAUAAUAAUAUAAAAUAUUCUGUGCGAGGGCCACAGCAUUUCAGCUUAACAAUAAAUAAUAUACAAUUUAAGUUUAUAUAUGAUUUGCCUCCUUUCAUCACAGCUGGUAUCAAGAUCUUUGCCCUCAUUUUCGCGCAGUGCAUUCGCAUUGGCCCAGUUUUCGGUUUUGCAUUAUUUCAUUUUCCGAUGCAACACAUUUGGCCACAUGGCCACGCACGUGCCUGACCCCCAGGUGCAACAGGUUGUGGUCAACAGCAACUGCUGGCCAUAGAUAUAAAAGCAGCCGUCAGUCGGCAUCGACGGGCAUCAGAAGUGCAUUAGCCAAAUGGAACGAACAACUUUGUGGAUAGUUCUGCUCAUCGGCCUGCAUGUGGCAGCGGCUAAGCCGGCGGGCUAUCCGAGUGCGCGUCCACCUGCAACUUAUGUGCCGGCCAAGCCGCCAGCACCGAAGCCCAAGCCGAAGCCACCGACCCCGAAGCCAACAUACGGAGCACCACCGAAGAAGCCCCCACCAGCACCACCACGCGACAGCUACGGUCCGCCGCCCAGUAAUCCUAAUCAGAAUUAUUUGCCACCUUCGAAUGGAGGCAAUGGCGAUGGUGCCGGUGGCGGCGGAGGAGGUGAAAUUAUACCCAUUAUCAAGCUGGAAUCGAAAGUGAAUACCGAUGGCUCCUAUAUGUACGAAUAUGAAACGGGCAAUGGCAUCAAGGCCGAGGAGAUGGGCUACCUGAAGAAUCCUGGCGUCGAAGGUGCUGAGGCACAGGUGGCCGAGGGCUCCUUCUCCUACAGCAGUCCGGAGGGGGAGAGCAUCUCGCUGACCUACAUAGCCGACGAGAAUGGCUUUCAGCCGCAGGGCGAUCAUCUGCCCACACCGCCGCCCAUACCCAUCGAGAUACAGGAGGCACUCGAUAAGCUGGCCGCCAGUGGAGGCUGUCACGAUUGCGACGACGACGGCGGCGACGCAGCCCCUGGCGGCUAUGUCUAUCGAAAGUAAUUAAAUUGAGAAAACUGAACAAUAAACACGGACUCGAGCCACAACCGAAUAGCAACAGCAACAACAACUGGUCUUGGCCCACUUAUUUAAAACAAGCAAACACCAACUCGAAAUUGGCUCGCGCCAGGUGUGCCUGCCUCUGCCUCUGCCUCUGUC